AUGGCCGUGCAGCCGCCAACUGCUCCCGCGCUUUCGCCUGCUCCACCGUGUCCGCCUGGUGAAGAGUUCGAGCUGCACUUCAUAGGUGAGCUGGAGUUUGGUUGGGAGUUUCCAGGACUUUCUUCAGAUGAUGGGCUUUUCAUAGACUAUGCUGCGGAAGCUGGAAGCGACUGGCUGCCGAUCGCGAGAAAAGAGGGCUUUGUUGGUCAAACGCAGACAACCUACGCUGACGCGGAGGGCGUGUAUGUUUUUAACCAUCCGCUGGAUUUCCACUUCAUAGCUGAUUCGCUGGCUGGUUGGCCUCAGCUGCAUGUGCAAGUCUUCAAGCUGGAUGCAGCGGGUCGAGUUGAGACCAUCGCCUAUGGUUCUAGUGCUCUACCGAGCAUGCCGGGCCAUGCGGAACUUACCUGCCGCACGUGGAGGCCGCUCAAGAGCUCCAUCAUGGAGGAGGCUGGCACGUUUUCCCGCUCGGCUUCUGUCCGUUUCUGGAAGUUGCAUCCUGAGGUGCACGGGAUUCGUGUAUUCAAAUCAGGGCCGAGUACAUGGUCCUUCAUAAAAAGCAAGGGUCAAUUCAUCCGGGAGAAUCAUUAA
Molecule: messenger RNA, 591 nt
Organism: Symbiodinium pilosum
Lineage: Eukaryota; Dinophyceae; Suessiales; Symbiodiniaceae
Source: the annotation of a GenBank genome assembly